CCUCGUUCUAUUGGCUCACCGUCUGGAAACGUGUCAUAAACAGUGAAGUACGGAUGGGGACAGUAAAUCCUGGAUAUAAACUGUUUUCAUUUAAUUUAAAAUGAAGGCAUAAAUCGUUUUUAAGUAUUUUCGUUUCGGAAAGGUGAAGAAAAAAUGGAGCAAAAUAUUCAAAACCUCCCCAUCGACAUACAGACGAGCAAGCUGCUGGACUGGCUGGUGGAUCGACGUCACUGUAAUCUGAAAUGGCAAAGUGAAGUAACAGUUAUCAGAGAGAAGAUCAAUGCUGCCAUCCAGGACAUGCCUGAAAACGAGGAGAUCAAGAAGCUGCUCUCCGGCUCCUACAUUCACUACUUUCACUGCCUGAGGAUAGUCGAGAUACUGAGGGGAACUGAAGCGUCGUCCAAGAACAUCUUUGGCAGAUAUUCAUCUCAGAGGAUGAAGGACUGGCAAGAGAUUGUGUCCCUUUAUGAGGUUGAUAACAUCUAUCUGGCGGAGACGGCGAGCCUGCUGAGCCGCAAUGUGAGCUAUGAAGGCCCGGCUCUGAGGAAGCAGCUGGCUAAAGCCCAGCAGCUACAGCAGGAGCUGAGCAGGCGGGAGGGGGAGUGUCAGAGCUCGGCCUCCGACCUGAGGGGACGCUACUACGCUGCCUGCAAACAGUACGGCAUCACAGGAGAGAAUGUUCCCAGAGAGCUUCAGGCUCUGGUCAAAGAUUUACCCGCGUUUCUUGACGAAGUCGGGAUGGAUGCAGCAAAGUUAGAAGAGCAAAUCAAACUUUAUACGGCUUUCACAAACUUUGUAUGUGAGUGGUCUGAACCGGUCCUGCCCAUGCUGACGUUUGCCCAGAAGAGAGGAAACGCGACGUUUUAUGAGUGGAGAACGGGGAAAGUACCCACCGUUGUUGAGAGGCCAUUUGUGGAAGAAGCAGCUGCUGAGACAGCCACAGACGAUACGAUUGACUGGGGGGACUUUGGCAAAGGAGCAGACCCUCAGGUUGUGAACUCUGGGAUCACAGUGGAGGAUGGAAUCGACUGGGGCAUCAGUCUGGAGCCGAGCUCUGAGGAUACUGGUGCUGGAGGCAUCGACUGGGGCGACAGUGAACCUGCUCCAAUAGAAAUUGAAAUUGUGGAUGCAGGGACAGACUGUCCUGAGGGUGUGGCGAGGGGGGAGGACGCUUUAAGUAUACUGGAGAACUCUGAGUCUCGCAGCCAGUUCAUUGAUGAGCUAACGGAGCUGGAAGUGUUCCUGACUCAGCGGGUCACUGAGAUGGGAGAGGAGGGAGACGUGGUCGCCAUGAGCCAGUUCCAGCUGGCCCCAUCCGUCAUACAAGGCCAAAGCCGUGAACACGUCAGGGAGAUGCUGUCUGAGGUGCAGGACCUCCUGGGCCGGCUCACCUCUCUCAGGAUGCAGCACCUGUUCAUGAUCCAGGCGUCGCCACGGUAUGUUGAGCGUGUGUCUGAGGUGCUGAGACAGAAGCUGAAGCAGGCAGACAUUUUGGUACUGAAAGCAGCCACAAUGGUUGAGAAAAGGAAAGAGGCCCUGGAGGAGCAGUCCAGACUAGAGCCUCGUGUUGACCUGAUGGCAGUAUGCACCCGGGAACUCCAGAAACAGAUUGAAGCUGACAUUUCAAAGAAAUACCACAAAAGACCGGUCAACCUUAUGGGAGUAAACAUAUAGUGAACCUAACAGAGUUAAAGUAUUGAAUCAUGACCAACUACAGGAAAUAAAAACUGGUAUUUAAUUAAA
Molecule: messenger RNA, 1743 nt
Organism: Labrus mixtus (cuckoo wrasse)
Lineage: Eukaryota; Metazoa; Chordata; Actinopteri; Labriformes; Labridae
Gene: cdk5rap3
Product: CDK5 regulatory subunit associated protein 3
Exons: 14
Coding region: 154-1674 (506 amino acids)
Biological process (GO): regulation of mitotic cell cycle; regulation of cyclin-dependent protein serine/threonine kinase activity
Cellular component (GO): endomembrane system
Source: RefSeq, a predicted model, not a curated record